UAAAUUGGAGACUGGUCUCAAGAUGAUUAACUUUCCAAUUAUUCCAUUGUGUUUUCUGGUUUUGGUGCAAUGCACUUCAUCGACAGCUGGACUCUUUCUGGAAGAGAAAAUUUCACGACUGGAAAAGAAUUACAUGAAAAUCAAAGAAGAUUUAGAGUCGAAAAUUGUUACCUUGGAGACGAAAGUGAUUCGAUUAGAAGAAAAAGUUGAGCAACAACAGGUGCUUAUCUCUGACCUGAUAAGGAGCGUGAAAGAUCAACAACACCCAUCGACAAAAUCUCUUUCAGUCAAAGUUUAUGUCAAUCAAGAGUGGAAGGCAAACGCCAUACUCAGGUCGUGCAGGGAAAUUCACGAAUCCGAUUCUUUGCUGGACUCUGGAAACUAUUGGAUCGAUCCUGACGGCCAAGGAAUCGGAGAUGACGCCAUCAAUGUUUACUGUAACAUGACAAUAGGAUCGACUAGUUUACCACAUGACAGUGAAACGAAAAUGGAUGUCGGCCAAUGCUCCGAGCCCGGAUGUUAUUCGAGAAAAAUCAAUUAUUACGCAAGUGACAGGCAGAUUUCAGCGUUGAUGGAAUUAUCACACGAAUGCAGCCAAUCAAUCCGGUACGAUUGUCAAAAUGCGCCACUUACAUUAGACGGCGUGGCCAUCGCCUGGUGGAAUGACGUAAACGGCCACAAGAGAAACUUUUCGACUUGGUUGACUCACUGCGACUCUGAUCUCCACACCCACACCCACGGAAUUAUCCACACGAAAAGUGAAUUGCCGGUCAAGCGACUCAAUUUCGGUGGAACGUCUAACGGGUCCGGCCAGCACACACUGGGGCGAUUGGAAUGCACAGGAAAGGCCAAACUGAAGCAAAUGCCUGGCUCUUGUGAGGAUUUGUUCCGUCUUGGACACAACCUGGAUGGAUUGUAUUCCGUCAUGGGAAACACAACGGUAGAAAGUGUCUACUGCGAUUUUUCUAAACUUCCCAACGAACAAGGAUUUCAGAAAUGGAUUGGAUUUAAUGACAUCAAAUCAAGCCCAGUCUAUUUCUACGUUCAGAGGAAUUCAGUCUUUACCAGGCUGUCAACACCGAUCCCAUUCAGUCGUGCACUCGUCAACAUUGGAAACGCCAUGAAUUUGACAUCAGGGAGAUUCACGGCACCCCGAUCGGGAAUCUAUUACUUUUCGUUCACAGGAUUGGCUGAUUUUCCUUCUUCUUCUUCAAUUGGAGUUUAUUUAAAAGUAGAUCUUUACCUCAACGGUCGUCCGAUCGGCUCCGGUCGAGUGGAAGAAGCCAACACCGUCAGUCAACAAUGGAGUCCAUUGAUCGUCCAGUCGACGUUGAACAUGAAAAUGGGCGAUCGAGUCUGGCUGCAGAUUGUCGACAAAUCUUCUGAAGAAGUGACGCUGUUUGACAACGCAGAACGGUACACUCACUUCACCGGAUGGAUGUUGCAGGAAGAUAUUGGAUCACUUUGACGUUGUACAUUUGUACCCAUUGUCUGUUCCACUUCAAACACGAAACAUUUUCAACUUUUCGUACAUCUACUUCUUUGGCAUUACAUUGUGUUACUUACUCAA
Daphnia pulex (common water flea) is the source of this 1570-nucleotide messenger RNA. RefSeq lists its product as uncharacterized. Lineage: Eukaryota; Metazoa; Arthropoda; Branchiopoda; Diplostraca; Daphniidae. The transcript is spliced from 6 exons. Bases 23 to 1468 code for a protein of 481 amino acids. Gene Ontology annotation, molecular function: protein binding; extracellular matrix structural constituent. The record is from RefSeq and is a predicted model, not a curated record.